Messenger RNA from Colletotrichum truncatum, 3792 nucleotides. Its product is annotated as phospholipid-transporting atpase. Gene Ontology annotation, cellular component: plasma membrane. Gene Ontology annotation, biological process: endocytic recycling; post-Golgi vesicle-mediated transport; phospholipid translocation. Gene Ontology annotation, molecular function: ATP hydrolysis activity; ATPase-coupled intramembrane lipid carrier activity; magnesium ion binding. Lineage: Eukaryota; Fungi; Ascomycota; Sordariomycetes; Glomerellales; Glomerellaceae. The record is from RefSeq and is a predicted model, not a curated record.
AUGGCACCCUCUACCUCAAGAGUGUGGAAGGCCAUCCGCUCUUUAAUGAAGCGUUCUCCACUACCAACUUCUCCCAAUGGUCGUCGUAUCCCCAUCAGCCCCGGCCUCGCGGCCCAGCUAGUUGACGAGCGACGCGACAAGCCCUAUAUAUCGAACGCAGUCAAAACAUCCAAGUAUAAUGCAUUCGAUUUCUUGCCCCGUCAAAUUAUUUACCAAUUCACUCGACUAGCCAACGCCUAUCAGCUCCUGAUUUCAAUCUUACAGUUGAUUCCGGGCUUCAGUACUACCGGAAAAUUCACGACGGUCAUUCCUCUUAUUGUCUUCCUGGUUCUUAUUAUUGCCAAGGAGGGUUACUACGACUGGAAAAGACACAGGCAAGACGUCGCCGAGAAUAACCAGCCGACUAGGGUCUUACGCGAAGCACCAUUGGGAGCUGAUGGAUCUUAUGCCCCUGACACAGAGUCCGACAACGGAGGUUCAAGUGCUACUCGCUUUCAAUGGGAGAUCACCACCUGGAAAGAUCUUAAAGUCGGCGAUAUUAUUAUGCUGGAAAAAGACGAGGAUGUUCCAGCAGAUAUUGUUAUCCUGCAUAGCGAUGGAGCGGAAGGCUUUGCCUAUAUUGAGACGAUUGCUCUCGAUGGCGAGACAAGCCUGAAGAUCAGAGAACGACCGCCCAAUCUGCCCGACUGCAGCACUAUUGAGCGAAUCUCUGAAUGCCAAGCACAACUCACUGUUGAGGACCCAAAUUCCGAUCUCUACCGCUUUGAUAGUCAACUUACAGCGGAUGAUGCAACGAGACCUCUGACAAUAAAUCAUGUCAUCUUUCGGGGCAGUACAAUCCGCAAUAAUUCCGUCAUUGGUAUCACUAUCAAUACUGGGGAAGAGUGCAAGAUUCGGCUUAAUUCGAACAAAGAAAGAAAGCCGAAGCAGCCAGCACUUGAGUCAAUUACCAACAAGAUUGUUCUCUUUCUCAUGGCCUAUGUGCUUAUCAGCGCAGGAGCUUGUACCAUAGCGCACGUCGUCUGGGAUCGUAGUGCAGGACGCUCAUGGUAUUUGUCCUUCACGCAGAUCCGCAUCGCAGAUAUCCUCAUGGGGUUUAUCAUUAUGUUCAACAACGUCAUUCCACUUUCACUCUACGUCGGCCUUGAGGGGACUAAGCUGGGGCAGAUGACGCUUAUAAGCAACGACCUCGAUAUCUACCACAAGGAAACGGAAACACGUGCUCAAGUUAAUAAUACAAACAAUCUAGACGACCUUGGACAAAUUGGAUACGUACUUAGCGAUAAGACUGGCACGUUGACGGAAAAUAUCAUGAAGCUUCGCUAUAUAAGUGUAGCGGGCAUUUCUUGGCUACACCCUAUAGACAUGCCCGACGAGCCGAUCAAGACUUCAGAGGGAGGGAUCUUGCAUACGAAUUACAUGCUAGACCACAUUAGAGAACGUCCAACAUCACCGUUUGCAACCAAAGCGACCCGGUACCUCUUGGCAAUGGCUCUCUGCCAUACAUGUCUCCCCGAACGUACAGAGGAUGGCAGCUUGGAUUUCCAGGCCUCAUCUCCGGACGAGCUCGCAUUGGUAAGAGGUGCUAGAGAUCUCGGAUUCGUUCUCAAGCAACGAUCAUCGCAAUCCGUCACUGUGCAAACGCUCAUCGAUGGCCCUUCAUCAGAGACAACAUUCGAGAUUCUUGAUAUAAUCGAAUUCAACAGCAAACGGAAGAGAAUGACAAUCAUUGUUCGCUGCCCUGAUGGUAGGCUGUUGCUAAUCUGCAAAGGAGCUGACUCUGUACUCCUGCCGAGACUGAGGGCUGCGGAGCAGAAGGUCGUAAAGAGCGACCAGGCGACUGUGGGUGGUCACUUGAAGGAAGGAAGACCCAAAUCCUUGCGACGCGAAUUUCGUCAGCUAGGCUCACCGGACCCUUUCUUUCAGACCGGAAGGCUAGAUGGUCGGUCUGCGCAAAAUCAACCUUUGGUCGAUGGAGAUAGUUGGAUUCAUCUCGAAUCACGCCAGGUACUUGCAGAUGAAACACAAUCUUUGCGAACAUCUCUCCAUGAGUUGCUCGAGAGACCGGCCCUGUUUGACGAGAGGGAGACUAUCCAUGAGUAUUUCUCUCAUAUCGACACGUACGCAGUAGAGGGCCUUCGUACUCUGGUCUAUGCCGACAAGUUCCUACGGCCUGAUGACUAUGCUCGUUGGAAGCGUCUCCACCAUGAGGCAGAAACGAGCCUAGUGGACCGCCAAGAGCGCAUCGAAGAGGUAAGCGACUUGCUUGAGCAAGAGCUAGACCUUGUUGGUGCAUCUGCUGUAGAGGACAAGUUGCAAAAAGGGGUCCCAGAGACGAUUGCCAAACUCCGCGAGGCUAACAUUAAGAUCUGGAUGUUGACCGGGGAUAAAAGAGAAACUGCUAUAAGCAUAGCCCAUUCAACUCGUCUCUGCAGUCCAGAUUCAAAUGUGUUCAUUCUUGAUAUUUGCCAAGGAGACUUAGAACUUCAAGUCGCAGAAGCGGCUGACACGGUCCAGUACAGGUUACAGCCAGCUUACGGCGACACUCAGCAAAACCAUACUGUCGUCGUCGUCGACGGCGAGACCCUUAAAUUUAUAGAGGAACCUUCUUCGACUCGUCUACGCAAUGUUUUUAUAUCGCUUGUCAUCUCAGUGGACUCAGUAAUCUGCUGCCGGGCCUCGCCAGCGCAAAAAGCCCUCCUUGUCAGCAUGAUCCGAGAAGGCCCUCCUAACAGAAACUCGGGAAUAUUCUCAUGGCUUGGAAUCGGUACCAGGAGUCCCCUCACCUUAGCUAUCGGCGACGGCGCAAAUGAUAUCUCUAUGAUUUCCGCUGCCAACGUGGGAGUUGGGAUCUCGGGUCGUGAGGGCCAGCAGGCGGCUCGGAUUGCUGACUUCAGCAUCUCCCAAUUCAGGUACCUUUCCAAGUUACUGUUGGUCCACGGUCGGUGGAACUAUUAUCGCACAACACGAUUUAUUCUUGCAACCUUUUGGAAGGAAACAUUCAUAUUCUUCCCGCAAGCACUAUUCCAACAACAAACGGGAUCAACAGGCACUAGCCUGUAUGAGCCAAGCAGCUUAGCACUUAUCAGCUUCUUCACAAUUGCCUGCAUCAUCAUUGUCGGAACAUGGGAGCAAGAUCUUGAAUCGCAUACUCUCAUGGUCGUUCCAAGGCUAUACCGGUAUGGGCAAGAGGGCGAAGGUCUCAGCAUGGCUGUCUAUCUCGGAUGGUUUGGCAAUGCCCUACUUGCAGGUCUGAUCGCCUAUAGUGCAUGCUGGGCUGGGUACGGUGGGUCAACAAUCCUCAAAGACGACGGAAUUUACGCACAAGGUCUGUUGACGUUUUUGGUCUGUGUGAUAUGGAUUAACUAUAAGCUUCUAAUCAUUGAGCUAAACUACAAGGCACAUUUUGUGUUCUUGAGUGCUAUUGUCAGCAUUUUAGCCAUGUGGGUAUAUACUCUCAUCGUGUCAAACACCAUGGCACCAAAUGCGGGUCCCUACUCUGUUCGGGGCGGGCUAUUAUCUGGCUUCGGCAAGGAGGCGUCUUGGUGGUGCACACUGCUAUUGGCUUUGGCGAUACUCUAUUUCAUCGAGAUGGCCGCCCGUGCAUACAAGCAGAAUUAUGCUAUGAGAUCCUGGGUUUCACGGUUUUGGGUCUCAGGAAGACAGCUGGAGAAAAGAGGUGGCGGCGUCCGGGAAGGAUUUAAGGACUGGGAGCCUCGUCUAUGGCAGGAGAUGGAGCAGGAUGCUUCCGUUCAACAGGUCAUUAAAAAGCUUUAUAAAGAAGAAUAUUAA